This is a messenger RNA of Trichoplax adhaerens, 1089 nucleotides long. RefSeq lists its product as uncharacterized. Gene Ontology annotation, biological process: G protein-coupled receptor signaling pathway. The annotation marks the transcript as partial. Gene Ontology annotation, molecular function: G protein-coupled receptor activity. The record is from RefSeq and is a predicted model, not a curated record. The transcript has a single exon. Gene Ontology annotation, cellular component: membrane. Lineage: Eukaryota; Metazoa; Placozoa; Uniplacotomia; Trichoplacea; Trichoplacidae.
UUUUGCUGCAUGAUACCCGCAAAAAUUGUGACUUGCGAGCCAUCAGUGUCAUCAGAUACUUUAUCAUCUUGUCAACAUCUACUUGCUCAUGUUUCAAUGCAAUCUUUUGUCUGGGUUGUCGGCUGCCUAGCUUUUUUGGGUAAUAUUUUGGUUAUUAUACAAAAUUGCUGCAUAGGCAAUUCGGCAAAGAAAGUCCAUGUACUAUUAAUUAAUAAUCUGGCUAUGUCCGACUUCUUGAUGUCAAUCUAUUUAUUCAUCAUAGCGUUUGCUAACUCAACGUACAGUAGCCAAGAACAAUACGGUCUACAAUCUGAGAAUUGGCUAAGAAAUCCGUUAUGUGUAAUAUCCUGUAUUCUUGUGACUACAUCCAGUUUAGUAUCUGUAUUUUUAAUGCUAAUUAUCAGUGCCGAUAGGUUCAUCGUUAUUGUAUAUUUGCUUAAAGCAAAAAAACUAAGCAUAUCUGCUACUCGAGUAAUCACCUGUAUAACGUGGCUAGUAUGCUUUUUAUUUGCACUUAUUCCAGCACUACUCAGUAUUAAUCAACCUGGUGAACUACGAUUAUACACCUAUAACAGCAUAUGCAUGCCAAGCAAUUAUGAGAACCCUUCCUACCGCAUUUGGAUGAUAACCUAUAUUGCUUCUACAAUUUUUGCUUGGAUUAUUACGUUCUCACUAUAUAUAGCAAUGUUUAUAUCCUUUCGCAAGACUCGAAAAGCUGCUAGGAAAUCAGCUAAUAAGGAAAAUAAAGUACUUGCACUGCGCUUAUCAAUCAUACUACUCACCAAUUUAAUUAGCUGGGUACCAUAUUAUGCGGUUAAUAAUUUCGGUUUCGUUACAAGUAAAGGCGUUAAUGUGAUCACAUUACAAUUUAUCGGUAUUUUUGCAUUACCGAUUAACUCUGCUCUUAAUCCAUUUUUGUACACCAUAACAAGCAAAGCCGUAAUUAAGAGAUUAUUUAUUCAUCCAGUAACUUGCUUGGCUGGCUUAUGUAGCAAGCCAAAGAAUCGAAACAGAUCUAGUCGUAUAGGUCUAUGUAGCUCAAGGGUUUUUGUUAUCAAUUCAAACGGCAAUGCGAUCGAUGUGAAUUAG